AUGGUGGAAGCUGCGAUCAAGGUUGCGGCUAAAAAUGAUGGGAUGCCUCAAGUUCCAAACUUAGCUCCAAUAGUUGAGACUGCGGUCCCAACUCCGUCUCCUCGGGACAACACUGUUCUUUUCUCUACCAACGUUGCUCUAGCUCCUGCCUCUGCCGACGUUUUGCCUACCCCUCAGGGCGAUGCUUCUACUGUUCACACCGACAUAGUGCCUUCUUCUUGUAGUGCCGAAUCUUUCUUUGUCAAUAUUGAUGAGCUUUUUUGUGACAUUGGAGUGUAUCAUUCCUCGGUCCAAGGUUCCAAAACCUGA
This is a messenger RNA of Ilex paraguariensis (yerba mate), 309 nucleotides long. The record is from the annotation of a GenBank genome assembly. NCBI's taxonomy places the organism in Eukaryota, Viridiplantae, Streptophyta, Magnoliopsida, Aquifoliales, Aquifoliaceae.